This is a messenger RNA of Oryctolagus cuniculus (rabbit), 4422 nucleotides long. The record is from RefSeq and is a predicted model, not a curated record. NCBI's taxonomy places the organism in Eukaryota, Metazoa, Chordata, Mammalia, Lagomorpha, Leporidae.
GACCGGCGCAGGAUGUGAGCUCACAGCUCGGGAUUGCUGGCGGGCAGGCAGCCACAGGUCAGAGACGGCACGGAGUUCGCUCGCCCCCCAGCUGAGAGGAGAGGAGCCCCCGGCGACGAGUGGGAAAUGGAUCCGCCCCUAGCCCCAGGCAUCCCCAAAUACCCACAAAGUCCGGAAGGAAGAGUAUUGAGUGGAAACUUCAUUGUCGCUGGAAUUACUUUCUGGGGCGGCACCUGCCGCAGGAUUCCUGGAACUCAUUGGUCUGAAUGGAAUCUGAGCUGACGUCAGCCAGGAACAGUUGCUUUGCAGGAAAGGAAUAGAUUAGCUGUGGAUUUGUCUUCCUCUCCUGGCAAACCCCAGGCUUUCAGUACCUUUGCUUUGGAAGAAAAUGCAUGUGUUUUCUUUGACCUUGUUAAAAACUUUUCCUGGGUGGACUGAUUGGUUUGGAGUCGGUGGGAGGUUAGGUCAUCCGCUGUCCCAGUGGAGGUCUCGGCAGACUCCUGUUGAGGGCUUUUCUCAUCCACACCGCAUGCCUGCACAGUUCAUCACUUCACAGGACACCCACUCUGGCCCUUUUGGGACAUUCUUCCCAGGGACCUGCCUAAAUCUUUUCAGGGACAAUUUCAAUCUGACGAACUGCCAUGGACUUCAAAAGGUUCGUGGGAAGUCAAAUUAAGAAAAACUUAUUUUGGUGGAGAAAACAUCUUGAAAUCCAUGUAUAAAAGUGCAGGCCAGUGUGCAGAAAGACCGCGUGCGGAGUGGAGCGGCACAACUGGGGACACCAGUGCCAUUUGUGGGCUGCACUUGGCGAGGCACACCGUCAGCUCCCGCGUGUGAGCAUGGAGGGAGAGGAUUCUGCCUUUUCUCUGCCUCUGUUCCCCCUGUGCGCCAAGUCUUCACCACUUUAUGCCUGCACUACUGCUUCCUCUGGUCCUCCCACGGCCUCUGCACCCUUACAAUCCAUUCUCUACACAGCACCCAGAAGUAUGGUUGCGAUUAUCUCACUCACCUGCUUAGAACCCUCCAGUGGAUGCCUGCACUGCACUGCACUUGAAAUAAAGCCCCAGCUCUUGGGCACCAGCUAGUACCCGCCUGCCUGCCUGCCACGGAACCAGAGGCUGAGCAUGAGGUUCUGGCCUCCACGGGCCACUCACCUGUGACCACUUCCACCACGGCGGAGCCUUCCAAGCCUACCUCCUGCCGUGUGGUGAUCUACCUGCAGCGGGAGAUGUCGGGGGAUACCUGUCUGUGCCCAGCCUCGGGGGCCAAGCCCAAGUUAAGCGGCUUCAAAGGAGGCGGGCUGGGCAACAAGUACGUGCAGCUCAAUGUGGGUGGCUCCCUGUACUACACCACGGUGCGGGCUCUCACCCGGCACGACACCAUGCUCAAGGCCAUGUUCAGUGGGCGCAUGGAGGUGCUGACGGACAAAGAAGGCUGGAUCCUCAUAGAUCGAUGUGGAAAGCACUUUGGCACCAUUUUGAAUUACCUCCGAGAUGACACCAUCACCCUCCCUCAAAACCGGCAAGAAAUCAAGGAAUUGAUGGCUGAAGCAAAAUAUUACCUCAUCCAGGGGCUGGUGAACAUGUGCCAGACCGCCCUGCAGGACAAGAAGGACUCCUACCAGCCUGUGUGUAACAUUCCCAUCAUCACCUCCCUGAAGGAGGAGGAGCGGCUCAUCGAGUCCUCCACCAAGCCCGUGGUGAAGCUGCUGUACAACAGAAGCAACAACAAAUACUCCUACACCAGCAACUCUGACGACCACCUGCUGAAAAACAUCGAGCUGUUUGACAAGCUCUCGCUGCGCUUCAACGGCCGCGUGCUCUUCCUCAAGGACGUCAUCGGGGACGAGAUCUGCUGCUGGUCCUUCUACGGCCAGGGCCGCAAGCUGGCGGAGGUGUGCUGCACCUCCAUCGUCUACGCCACGGAGAAGAAGCAGACCAAGGUGGAAUUCCCAGAGGCCCGGAUCUACGAGGAGACACUCAAUGUCCUACUCUAUGAGAGCCCCCGCGUCCCUGACAACUCCUUGUUGGAGGCCACAAGCCGGAGCCGCAGCCAGGCUUCCCCGAGUGAAGAUGAGGAGACCUUUGAACUGCGGGACCGCGUGCGCCGCAUCCACGUCAAGCGCUAUAGCACUUACGACGACCGGCAGCUUGGCCACCAGUCUGCCCACCGCGACUGACAAGGCCCGUGGGGAGGCCCUGCCUUCCCUUCUGGGGAACCCCACCCCCUCUGCCACCCCACACUGCUGCUGGCUGGAUCUCUGCUCUGGCGCCAUGUCAGGCCUUGCCUGGGAGGUCAGAGAGCCUGGACCAGGAGUCGGGGAACCCCAUUCCUUUGCCCCGCCUCCCUGUCCCUGCUCCUGCCCAAUAGGGAGCCACUUCUGCUCGGGAGGACGCACUGGCUCCCCCCCUCCCAGGAACAGUCCCCUCAGCGCUUUGCUGAGCGCCCCUUUCCUCUGCUAGGACCCCUGGGGAGGGGGGUCGGGGGGGGGCAGCUUCUGGUGCUCUGGAGGCCUGGGUUUAUUUUUUUAGCGAAGGUGGGAUCUUCCUUUUUCCUAAGGCAUUUAAGCAGGCUUGAUGAGUUUGGUUUUUAAGACUUCGUUUAGGAAAUGACGGUUUUAAACUAGCAAGGAGGGACUGGACCUUUGCUCCCUUCCAGGGUGCCAAGACCCUGGGUAAGACAGAACCCAUGGCCCUUCCUGAUGCUGUCGGGAUCGGUUUCUCUGAAGCACUUUGUACUGUUAUUCAGGAGAUUUAUAUUCUGCCCUGACCCACGUCUUCUUCUGACCCUAACCCCCUCUUCCCUGCAGAAUCAACCUGGGGGAGGGGAGACAAAGCAAUAAAGCCAACUGACAAGCUCUGGCUUGGCCAGCCUGGCCCAAAGAGCACGCUGGAGGGAAGGAUGCGUAACUGGGACCACUGGUCCUCACAGCAGCCCUGAGAGGAAAGACAUUUUUACCUCCCACUGACUCGUAGGCUCAGAAGUGAUUGCUUUUUGUGAGGUGCCUUCAGCUCCACGGCAUGCUGUCCUCACACAGUAGAGCCAAGCGCUGUGACAGGCUAGGACCAACUCCAGGCCAGAAGCACAAGCCACAGCAAUCCCAUGGGCCCAGCAACCCCUGUGUAGAGGUAUCAGGUGCUUGGUGAUCCACCUGCUCCUCCAUGACCCAUGCUAUUGGUUUGUGUCCCAGCUGAGGGUGGUAGUUCUGCUCAGGGGUGAGUCCCAGGACACAAGAUGAGGGAAGCAACCCAAGCUCCCUGAAUGCCUUCAUUCCUCCUUUGGUAAUUUAACCAGAGAUGCCAAGCACCGGCCAGAGCGUGAGCUCUUCAAGACUUUGGUUCCCACCCCCUUCUGUUUGGCUUGGCCCUUGGGAAACAGCUUAUCUAAAUUCCUCUACAAAGGAAUGCUGUCGGGAGGGAGCUGCCAGCCUAACAGCAGCACAGCCGUGUACAGUACCCGCUCUCCUGGGCACCAGCGCAGGCUCUCAAGGUCGUCCCUCUUGACUACUCUGACACAGUGAGGUGGCUGCUCACGGCUGACUCCAUGGAACCUACGGGCAAGUGCCGGGCCCAAGUUGGACACUCCCAAGGACCUGAAAUGACACGAUGGGACGGGGAAAUGUGACUGAUGAGGCAUUUCAUGUGUUAGACACAGUCUUGAAUGUAAAAUAGCUCUAAGAGUCCUCAGGUCAUGCACCGUGAGGAUCAGUGACUAGUGCUUCCAGCCCUCACUGGAGUAGUAAGAUACAUCCAUUUCUUUGUCCCAAUUCAGGCUCUGGCUCUGUGGCUUUCCCACAGGCACAGGAAUGCUGCUGCAGGAGGCCUCUGGCCUGUUUUCUCAGCUGCCCUUUAAUACUGAAGUUCCCAGCUCCCCACAGAGGUGUUCUCAUGCUUAUCCUGUGACCUCCCCAACCCCCGCAGCCUCUACUUCCGCUGCCGCUCAUCCUCAGCCCUCUCGCUGGUGACCAGGAAAACACUAGUCGGGAAGGGCACUUGUCUUCUCCCUCUGGAAACGUUUGGUCUUAAGGAAAACAGCUAGCACUGGGCUCAGUGGAGUGAGCUUAGCUUCUUUAAUCAGGAUUUACGGUUUGAGGAUCUUGGGGAAUUUUCUUCAAGUUUCCCAACCCCGUUCAGGAAGCAGCCCUUGGUUGUGUGCAUUUCCAACUGCAAGCAGCCCAGGGGGAAGCUGACAACAGCAUGGAUGUAGGUCUAACCCUGUCAGUUUCUGAGAAACUGGAAGUCUGCUAUGAACACAGACAGUACCAGGUUUUACUGCAUGUGCCGUGUGACCCAGGUCUGCCUGAAGGAUGGUGCAGUGCUGGCAGGAGAGAAUUUCCUCUUUGCCACAUAGCUGUGAUACCUUCUUGCUCAGCGUAAAGUGAUGGAAGCAAACACUAAUUUCUAAUAAAACUGUUGCACUGGA